Molecule: messenger RNA, 945 nt
Organism: Culex pipiens pallens (northern house mosquito)
Lineage: Eukaryota; Metazoa; Arthropoda; Insecta; Diptera; Culicidae
Exons: 5
Coding region: 69-827 (252 amino acids)
Molecular function (GO): lipid binding
Source: RefSeq, a predicted model, not a curated record
UUCGAUUGCCACCGUUUCAGAUUAAUUUAGUUGCGUGUCGUUCAUUAGCCAGUGUUGUUGUCGGCAGGAUGAAAUUUAUCGGGGUGCUUUCGUUGGUGCUGAUGAGCAUUGUGGCUCAGGCGAGCCCAAUCGACACUGAACUUGGCGAAAAUGAAGUUGGCCGCUCGGACGCAAUGUCCGCCAAUAUGAACAACUAUGUUGACAUCAUUAUGAUCCAGAUUGGACCGUGGCUCAAUGAACACUUCAUUCCCAUUUAUCUACCCGAUUUCGUUGAAGGUUUUGAGCAUCGACCGAUCAUUAUUACUUAUCACGGUGAAAUUGAGCUGACCAAUGGAAUAUUCCACAACAUUCAGAGUGUGGGCAGAAGCGGAACCGCCAUGAUGCACUAUGAUCGGAAACUUCUGCGAGUGGUGCUCGGAUUUAACCUGAGGCAACUUGGCUUCACCUACGACUAUUCUGCGCACAUCAUGGAUCUGGGACCUACUGGAUGGGUUGAUGUAGACAUUGCGACGAUGACGUUCCAAACGGAGUUCGUAAUCAACUUGUCGAACUUUUACAUCUACAAGGAACAUUUCCAGCUGACAAAUAUUGGCAACAUGAACAUCCGAUUCCGUGGCAACGUUCUGCUUGACUGGAUGACCAACAUCUUCGUCGGAAUCAUCACCAGUAUUUUCAACAACACCAUCACCAACAUCGUGUCCAACUCGUUGAAUGAAUUCAUCCAGGCCACGUUGGACGAGAUGAACGCCCGGGUGCAAGCCCAGGGACGUGCAUUGACUGAGCAAGAAGUGCUCGGGCUGGUCCAUCAGCUGAAGAAUAUGUUUUAGGAGCAAGGAAAGAUGGCCGAGGGCAAUGGAACAGUCAAAGUCAAAUGCCAAGUUGAGGUUGAGUUGCUUUUUUGUGCUUUUUGCUGUACAUUCUGUGAAUAAACACACUUCUAUCUAG